Racocetra fulgida is the source of this 183-nucleotide messenger RNA. Lineage: Eukaryota; Fungi; Glomeromycota; Glomeromycetes; Diversisporales; Gigasporaceae. The record is from the annotation of a GenBank genome assembly.
ACCUCGACUUGUUAAAACGAUGUACAACAUUGUUUGCAGUACGCUAUCUUUUCAAUGGUGGUAUUGACAAACACUUUCCUUUUACAAAUCAUACUUUAAUGAAUCUUCCACAUCAAUUUAAGCGUUUAAUGGAUGAUUGGUUCAUUAUCGAAAAAUCUUUUGAUCCUGAGGAUAUAAGUAAAG